Messenger RNA from Epinephelus fuscoguttatus (brown-marbled grouper), 5848 nucleotides. Its product is annotated as zinc finger protein 239-like. The coding region runs from base 42 to 923 and encodes 293 amino acids. Lineage: Eukaryota; Metazoa; Chordata; Actinopteri; Perciformes; Serranidae. Gene Ontology annotation, molecular function: RNA polymerase II cis-regulatory region sequence-specific DNA binding; DNA-binding transcription factor activity, RNA polymerase II-specific. The record is from RefSeq and is a predicted model, not a curated record. The transcript is spliced from 2 exons. Gene Ontology annotation, biological process: regulation of transcription by RNA polymerase II.
CGCGAGACCAGGAGGAGCAGGAGGAGCAGUAGAGGAGCGGAAUGGAGGAGGACAAGCAGAACCCGGAGCACCGGAGCAACAAGGUCCGGAGAAGACAAGCAGCAGGCUCGUCCUCUGAUAGCAGCGAUGUUGAGAAACCAAGUGGAAGAGGCGGACUAAAGCGUCACUGCUGUCCUUUCUGUGACAAAUCACUCACAUCAUCCAGAAAUUUACAGCUUCAUGUAAGAAUUCACACCGGAGUGAAACCAUACAGGUGUGACCACUGUGAGAAAGCUUUCACCACUCAGGGUCAACUACAAAUCCACCAACGCACUCACACUGGAGAGAAACCGUACAGCUGUGAUCAGUGUGGGAAAUCUUUCACUGCUCAAGGUCAACUAAAAAUUCACCAGCGGACUCAUACAGGAGAGAAACCAUACAGCUGUAAGUUAUGUGGGAAAGCUUUUACUGGCUCAGCUGACCUGAAAAUCCACCAACACAUUCACACUGGAGAGAGACCGUACAGCUGUGACCAGUGUGGGAAAACUUUUAUUCUGUUAUAUUCACUAAACAUCCACCAGCGUGUUCACACUGGAGAGAAACCACACAGGUGUGAACAGUGUGGGAAAAGUUUUUCUCACAGUGGCUAUCUGAAAAUCCACCAGCGCAUUCACACGGGAGAGAAACCAUACAGCUGUGAGCAAUGUGAGAAAGCUUUCAACACAAAGAGUAACCUAGAAGUCCACAGCCGUGUUCACACUGGAGAGAAACCCUAUGUGUGUGGCCAGUGUGGGAAAGCUUACAGCACUCAGGCGAGUCUAGAAAGACACCAGUGUGUUCACUCUGGAGAAAAACCACACAGGUGUGAACAAUGUGGGAAAGGUUUUUCUCACAGUGACACUCUUAAAGUCCACCAACGCAUCCACUCAGUAGAGACACCGUAAAGCUGUGACUAGUGUGACAAAGUCUUCGUCCCUCAAGGUCAAGUUAGCUGUGUCCUUCCGCCUCAUCUACAUGCUCUUAUAGCUGUGUUGUUAUACUCUGGGUUUCUCUCCAUAAUGAGAGCUGGCCAUCAGUAUAUAACUAGCAGCUGGUCUAAGGUGAGCCUGAGCCGGUCCUAACUAAAAGCGCCAAUACAAACUAUAAGCAUCAUCAAAAAGGAAAGUCUUCAGUCUAGUUUUAAAUGUGGAGAUGAUGUCUGCCUCCUGGACUGAAGCAGGAAGAUGGUUCCAGAGAAGAGGAGCCUGAUAGCUGAAGGCUCUGGCUCCUGAUGCACUGCAAAUGAUUUCCUGCAGAGGCGCCGAGUCGCCCACCAGACUGAGUGUUAAAGAAACGUGAAAAAGUGCUUCCAGAAUUCCUGCUAAGGGUUUUCUUCUCCUGUGAUGGACACGGUGCCUCCAAUGAGCUCUUGAGGGUCUGUUUGUGUUUCCGAACCAACAACGAAGAAUCCAAAUAAUUUCAAACGGCCGCUGGCUUGACUGCAAAAAUCAGAUUUCUAGAGAACGCUUGAUUCCUUUUUUACUGUGUCAGUUUUAUUUUUAUGUGUAGCUGCGACAGAGAAUAAUUUGUGUUAUUUUAAGAGGGACCUCACAACCAAUCAGAGUGCUCAAUGCAAAGUGCUGGACAAAGAAGACAAAGACUGAUUGAUUUUAUAGGUUUUUUUUAAGAAUGGGUGGUAAAAAAAAAGAGCCUGAACAUUCAGAGCUCUGUAAGUUAGGAGAAUGAUUUUACAGGGAGCCAGUGCAGAGAAGCUAAAACAGGAGAAAUAUGAUCUUGUUUCUUAGUUCCUGUUAGUACACGUGCUGCUGCAUUCUGAAUUAGCUGGAGAGUUUUUAAGGACUUACUAGAGCUACCUGAUAAUAGAGAGUUACAGUAAUCCAGCCUUGAGGUAACAAAAGCGUGGACCAAUUUUUCUGCAUCUUUUCGGGUCAGGAUAGGCCUAAUUUUCGCAAUAUUACGCAGAUGAAAAAAUGCAGUCUGUGAGGUUUGUUUUAAAUGAGAAUUAAAAGACAAAUCUUGAUCAAAUGUUACUCCGAGGUUUCUUAUGGUAGUGCUAGAGGCCAGAGCAAUGCCAUCGAGAGAAACUAUUAGAGAUGUACCGAUACCACUUUUUCCUUCCCGAUACCGAUUCCGAUCCCUGAACCUUAGGUAUCUGCCCAUACUGAAUACCGAUCCGAUACCAGCGUGUAAGAUAAAAAUGGAUGGGAUAUGAAUUGUUGUAUGUCUCAACUCCUAAAACUCUAUGUAAAAUAUUAAGAAAUAAAAACAUAAUAGUAGAAUUAAUGCCAUAAAACUUUUAUUUAAUUAUUAUUAUCCAGUGUUGACACAGAUCAAGACACAGGUUAAAGUGCAGCCACACAGUUUGGUAAAAAAGACAUUUUAAAGGCUACAGUAAAAUGUAGGGCUUGUAUUAACAAAUACAAAAAUUUUCACCAGAUGACUUAAAGAGGCAACAGAUAGGAUUUGGGGUUUUGUUAGCUUGGUGCCACCUAGCGUCAGCAGUGUUGCUCGCACUGUCGCAAAGACGAAAUUGAGCGUGGGGAUUAGAGAUAAUGAAUCAAAUGCAGGCUGUAAAGCCACCAGUAUACCUCUAUGUAUAUGUAGAAUGAGAAGGUGUGUGGACACUACUAAAUAAAUGAGUAAAGAAACCGAGCAACAAUUAUCAGAUUUAUCUGAAGAAAAAACAAAUAGUAAUGCAAAUAAUUAUAGCAGAAUGUACAGUACCAGUACAAACAGCUCACAGUGAAUGAUACCAAUAUGUACAGUACCAGUACAAACAGCUCACAGUGAAUGACACCAAUAUGUACAGUACCAGUACAAACAGCUCACAGUAAAUGACACCAAUAUGUACAGUACCAGUACAAACAGCUCACAGUAAAUGACACCAAUAUGUACAGUACCAGUACAAACAGCUCACAGUAAAUGAUACCAAUAUGUACAGUAUCAGUACAAACAGCUCACAGUAAAUGAUACCAAUAUGUACAGUACCAGUACAAACAGCUCACAGUAAAUGAUACCAAUAUGUACAGUACCAGUACAAACAGCUCACAGUGAAUGAUACCAAUAUGUACAGUACCAGUACAAACAGCUCACAGUAAAUGAUACCAAUAUGUACAGUACCAGUACAAACAGCUCACAGUAAAUGACACCAAUAUGCACAGUACCAGUACAAACAGCUCACAGUGAAUGACACCAAUAUGUACAGUACCAGUACAAACAGCUCACAGUAAAUGAUACCAAUAUGUACAGUAUCAGUACAAACAACAGUAGACACGUAAGGGAUAAUGUAUAGUGAGCCGGUGACUGUUGAAAAAUAACUCCAGACAGGGGAAUGGAACCCCGACGCGCAGCGGAGUUAUUUUUCAACGGUCACUGGCUCACUAUACAUUAUUCUGCUUAGAACAUGGCUUACUACUAAAACAUUCAAAUAUUACUGGCAUCAAUAUUAUUAAACUGCUGGCAGAGUGUACUGACAGAGGAGAGGCAUUCACCAGACAAACAGGAGCGGAGGAGAGGAUUUUACUCCACUUCUCCCGGUCGGAGAGGCCUAUGUGCCCAGUAGCUGUGGCGGCGGCGGCGGCAGCGGUGGGGGGAGGAGGGGGGUAUUAUCACUGUCCGAGGGCUGCCGUAGAAUGGCAACCAGCAUGUCAGCCGACCAACACUCGCUACCCGCUCCCUGGUUGCAGCAAUUUGCGAUGCUGGCCAGCUAGGAAUGAACUAGCAGCCAGUACAGUCCAGUCCUCUCUGGUCUAGCUAACAUUUAGCCGUGUUACUUACUGAUCCAUUAGAAAGAAAGCUAGCUGGACAUGGGUUUUGAAGCCUCUUUGGUCACGGAGCUCCCUCCAUCUCUUGAACGCCUGACUGAGGUUUACUCUUGUUUUUCCUCUUCUUUUAUCACUCUCCUUUUUGCUCUUCUUUGCCUCCUCACACAGAGGAGCUCCUUUUCUUUUGCUAGGUCGUUUUUCACUUGUCUCCAAACUUUGUCCGUCUGCCAUUGUGCUCGUGACUCAACUAUCUCAUGCCCAACUCCUCAUAAGGACCAGCUCCAGUCCCUGAUUGGCUGACCGACCAGUUUCACAAUACAUGACGUGUUUCCUGCCAUAAAGCAAAUUUUUUCUGUGAAAUUUCGUCCCCAGUGGCAGAAGCUUAUUGCAAAGAUUGCAAAGCCACUAAGUAACCUAUGUAAACACUGAUAGUCUGAUUUUACUGUGGACACUACUCUGUGCAACCCACAUUAUUUUCAUAAUGAUAUAUAUAGGCAAAAAUGCUGUCUGUUGCUUCUUUAAAGUAAGAAAAUUAAAAAAUAGUGGCGGGGCUUUUACUCACCACAACUGCAGAGGCUACCAGCUUCAUUUGAAACAGACUACAUUAUAAAAGGUCCAUUAUUUAUUAAUCCAUCUGUAUCUUUAUAUUUUUAAUUUAUAUCCACUCCCGUUGCCUUGAUAAAGUUAACACAUCGCACUGUUUUUUCAAACUCAACACUUCCUGAACUUGUUUAAAAUUAAAAGCCCCUUAUAACCUUGGCUGAGAGAAUCCAUCCAUUUUCUAAAACGGCUUUUAUUGUGAAACAUUUGUAGGAACUUGGUUGUGGAGGAUACAGUAGCUUGUAUGUUUACAUACGGCACUUCAAAUGUAGCUCCUGCCGUCUGCUGACGCUUUUACGUUACUACAACAACAUUUUAGCUGACACAUGAACACACACAGUGACUGAAUAAAAAUAGGACAAGAAUAACCCGAUGACAUCAAAGACGUUGUGAAAGACAACCGGGGGGAUAAUUGGUGUGGACCAUCGUGUAGUGUGUCAUGUCUGUCAUCCAAGUCAUGGCACGAUUUUAUGACUCCACAAUCGUGUAAUGCUCAUCCAGGUUUUUAUGUCUGUAAGGCAUUUUUGAAGUUUAGUUCAUUGAUUACUUUCUUCUGGCUUCAUCGAUAGAUACAACUGAGUAUCAUCUGCAUAACAAUGGAAAUUUACAGAGUGAUUUCUAAUGAUGUUACCUAAAGGAAGCAUAUAUAGAGUAAAUAGGAUUGGUCCGAGCACAGAACCUUGUGGAACUCCAAAACAAACUUUAGUAUGUAAGGACGAUUCAUUAUGAACGUGAACAAACUGAAAACGAUCAGAUAAUUAACAUUUAAACCAGCUUAGUGCAGAACCUUUUAGGCCAAUUAAGUGAUCCAGUCUCUGCAGUAGAAUUUGAUGGUCAAUUGUGUCAAACGCCGCACUAAGAUCUAAUAAAACAAGUACAGAGACGAGUCCUUUGUCUGAAGCAAUCAGAAGGUCAUUUGUAAUUUUAACUAGUGCUGUCUCAGUGCUAUGAUGCACUCUAAAUCCUGACUGAAAUUCCUCAAAUAAAUUAUUAUCAAGGAGAAAAUCACACAGCUGGUCUGGUCCUUUCCUCUUACCAGUCUCCUUUGCUCUCCUGUCAUUCAUUCAGCCAAGUCUCCAUGAAGCACAUCAUGCUACACUCCCGGUACACCCUCUGCAGUCUGGUCAGCGCCAUGGGUUCUUCCAUCUUGGGGAUCUCCUGUCUCUUGUUGGGGAGUACACAAGUGUGGCACAGCACCAACAGCUGAUCAUGGGCGUAAACAAUCGAGCCAUGGCUGAAUGAGUCGAACCAGUGAGAUUGGCAAAGAAAAAAACAACAACAAAAAACACACUUAAAGGAAAGGGGGUCGGAGCUACUGUAACCAGCUGCCACUCAAGAGGAGCCAUCUAAUGUUAACCACCUCUGUUUUUACUAACACCUCAGAGCUAGCUAGCUGCUAACUUAGCAUUAGCAUAAGUAACAAGAUGUAGCCUUCCCAUUACACAGAGGUGUCCUGUUUUAAAAGAAAAUAUGCCAGGCUGGUUGGAAAAGUAUGUUUUCUUUGA